Exophiala xenobiotica is the source of this 1617-nucleotide messenger RNA. RefSeq lists its product as uncharacterized. Gene Ontology annotation, molecular function: transmembrane transporter activity. Gene Ontology annotation, biological process: transmembrane transport. The record is from RefSeq and is a predicted model, not a curated record. The coding region runs from base 1 to 1617 and encodes 538 amino acids. The transcript is spliced from 10 exons. Lineage: Eukaryota; Fungi; Ascomycota; Eurotiomycetes; Chaetothyriales; Herpotrichiellaceae.
AUGGCUUUCGACAACAGACUCCCCCCAGGGACGCAGCGGCUCGAGGAUAAGGCAGGGUCCAAGAUUCUGCUUGCUCCUCAGCCAAAUGCCGAUCCGAACCAGCCUUUGAAUUGGUCGGGGGCCAGGAAGACGUUGCAUAUGACGAUUCUGUGUCUGUAUGCGCUCAUGGUGUUUGCAAUUCUUUGCGUUGCAGUUCCCCUCUGGCAAGAUUUCAACGUCCAGCUCGGGAUGAGCUAUGCUGUGCUCAAUGACGGGUAUGCUACCAACAUGGCGACUCUCUCGGUCGGCUGCAUCAUCUUCGUCCCUAUCGCCCUUCGAGUUGGGAGACGUCCAAUAUACCUCGUUACCUCGCUGAUCAUGCUUGCUGCGGCCAUCUGGCAAGCCGAGAUGCACACUGUCGGCGAUAUGAUUGGAUCGAACGCCAUUUCUGGACUGGCGGGCGCUGUCAACGAGGCCAUCUUCCAAGUCACCGUCGCCGAUUUGUUCUUCGUCCACCAACGAGGCACCAUGAACGGAAUAUACCUGUGUCUCGUCAUCAUAGGCAAUUACCUAGGGCCUGUCGCAGCUGGCUACGUUGCCGUCAACCAGGACUGGCGAUGGGUGUUCUGGUACUGCACGAUCUUCAUGUCGAUUGUGACCCUGGCCAUGUUUUUCUUCCUUGAAGAGUCCAAGUACACUCCACGGAUCAUGCACGGACAAGAAAUCGUCCCGUCAACGCAGCAAGAGAACGGCGUGACCAAAGUCAGCAGCACGACGAAGGACAGGAUGAGCUCGAUCUCCAUCGACGCAACUGAAGCUGCUAACAACCAGCGCCGCCGGCUGUUUGAGAUCGAUACGACCAUCCCCACGGACUCAUACUGGAAACGCCACCGCUUAUGGUCGCUUGAGAAGACAACCACGACUGGGAAUAGGAGUUACUGGAUGCAUUUCUUCCAACCCUUCCAGAUGCUGUACACAUUUCCAGCUGUUGCAUUUUGCGCACUCCAGUAUGGGUUUCUUAUUGCCAUGCUGGCUGUCCUUGCCGUCACCCAAGCCACGCUAUAUCCGUUCCCGCCCUACAACUUUUCGCCUAUUGGCAUUGGUAACAUGAAUCUUCCGCCUGCUAUAGGUGCCAUUCUGGGAAGUGUCUUUGGUGGUCCGAUCAAUGACUGGUUCAUUGUCCAAGUCGCGAAGAGACGCGGGGGCAUAUACGAACCAGAGACGCGGUUGUAUUUGUUCUUGAUUCCCGGGCUGUGCAUGCCACUUGGGCUAUUUAUGUAUGGCUUGACGAUCUCCAAGGGCAUGCCAUGGGCAAUCAACGCCGUAGGGGCAGGCUUCAUCGGUGCAGCUAUUGGAGGCUGUGGUGACAUUGCUUUGACAUACUGCCAGGAUUGUUAUCAAUAUAUUCUCGGAGAUGCCCUCACAGGCGUCGUCUUUGUGCGGAACAUCAUCUCCACCGCGCUAGUGUUUGCUAUCACACCUUGGAUCGAAGGAAUGGGAGUGUACAAUAUGUUCGUCUUGCUCGGAUGCUUGAGUAUCGCCGUGGCUUUGACUGUUGUGCCUCUGAUCAUCUGGGGUCGGACGUGGCGAGCCAAGUUGGCUGGAAGGUAUGAGUAUUUUGUGGCGAAGCAGUACUGA